UUUACACCAUCUCCUGUGCAUUGUGUGGUUAACACUAAGCAGUAGUCAUAGACAGUGGGAAUUAGAGUAGUUUUAUCUUUCAGCUGGGGGGGUUAUUUAUAAGAUUGCAUUUAGACCCCUUUGGAAAUAAGUCGCUGACUCUUGGGUUAUCCUAGGUAAUUUUUUGUUAUGUAUGGCAGUUGUAAUCAGCCAAGAACUAUGCAGUUUUGCCUAAAUGGGCUUAUUUAAAUUUUGGCUUGUAGUUCAAGUGGCUAGCCUUCGGCUCUCAUCUGAAAGACCAGGGCUCGAUCCCGGCACGGGUAGAGAGGUUGGGUAUGUUGCACCUGUUGACCCUGUUCACCUAGCAGUAAACAGGUACCUGGGUAUUAGCCUACUGUUGUGGGUCGCAUCCUCAGGAAGAGAAUCAAAAGUCCUCAUUAAAAAUAAGCCGCAAAAUAUAAUGGCAAUUUUUUGCUAAACCACCUGAUUUUUUUGGGUUAUCAAGGACCCCAGUAGAAAUAGGUCACUUUGUCUGACUUUUAUGGGUUAUCCUAGGUAAUUUACACAUAUGUUACUUAGGUAUGAUAAUUUGUGUAAUUAUUUGUGUGUAUCUGUACCUAAAUACACUUACUUCCUCAAAUGGGAGGUUCCUUGAUGCUGGUAGGAGGCUCUUCAUCCAAGGAAUUUAAUUUUUCCUCCCCUUUGAAUAAACCUGUUUACUUCCCAUUCCCCAGACAUUGUAUGACCCCAAUGUGUUUAGCACUUCUCCUUAAAUAUAAUGAUUGCUGACCCUCAGGUUAAUUAUUCAUAUUAAAUAUUUUGGGUUUGUAUAUGGGGGACUGCAUUGGAAAUAAAUUGUUAACUUUAUGCCUUGGCAGAUUUGGGAACCACAUAGUUGAAGAAUAUUGCAAUGGUUGGUGACAGUAAAUAGGAAGCUUCAGUUUGAUUACUUGCUUUGUUUUUUUGUGGUUUUCUGUUCAUGGUAUUAAUAAUAGUAAUAAUAAUUAUAUCACUAUAGAAAUGACCUCUAUUUUUCUCCAAUAUGGUAGACUUGUUUUGUGGGGGAUGCCAACUUUAAUUUACAUUAGAGUAUUAUAUACCCAGUGCUAAUGCCACUUAUAGCACACUCAUAAAAAAAUGCUAUGUGGUUUACUGUAAAGAAUUAUUAUACUGUUCAUGUAAAUGCUUAUUUCAAAAUCAUCAGAGAUUCUUUCCUUGGGCUAACCAUUCAAGGAGGUGCCUUGAGUAUAACAGUAAUAAUUCUUUGGGCUAACAGGUUCUUGGCAUGCUAUAGAGUAUGUAUACAUACACAGAAACUGUAGAUAACACGUACAGUACACUGGCAGUAUGAGCAUACGUGUACUACAACAGUAUGGAUUAUACACAUGGAGUACGUAUACAUAAACUGAUGCAUUAGAGUGCACUAAGUGUUGCCAUAUGACUCGUGCAGGUUUAGUGCAUGGUGUUAAUAUAAUUAUAAGAGUACAGAGUAUGCUAUACAUUGCCAGUGUAGAGUAUUCAUAUACGUAUUGAGGUACACUAUAAAGUACACACAGAAUGUAGAAUAGACAUACAUUGAUAUAGUAUAAAGGAAGAAUGGGCCAGUACCAAAGUUUUUGCUCAUACUAAUACUCAGUUUUAAGCCAGUAUAGAUACCAGUGCCAUCAAAAUUAGUCAAUACCCACCAGUACCAUCACCAGUACUUCGGCACACCUAGUAUAAAAUGGCUGCCCCAUUAAGUCAGAAAGAAUAUCUGAAGAAGUACCUGAGUGGUAAUGACCCUGAAAAGAAAAAGAAGAAAAAGAAAAAGAAAGAUAAGGUUUCUGGGUCAAGCAAAGGAAUGCGCAUCAUUGAAGAUUCUCUCGAUAUGAAAAAUGUACCCUUUGGAUAUGCAGAUGAUGAUGAUAAUCCUACAGUAGCUGAAGUUACAUAUGAAGAUGAAAAAAUGAAAAUAAUGGAAGAAUUCCAAGGAAACAGAAGAUGGAAGAAGUUAAAAGACAAGGAGAGUAAGGAUGAAAAUGACCAUGAUUGGCAGCAGUUGCAUGGGUCAAGAAAAACAUCGAAAGAGUCUCCACCACGCAGGGCAAGAUAUGACUCUGGUUCUCCACCUAGGAAAAAAAGACAUGAUUCUGAGUCCCCACCACGAAAGACAAGACAUGACUCAGUAUCUCCUCAACGGAGAAGAAGGCAUGAUUCUGGAUCACCUCCACCAAGAGCAAGACAUAACUCAAGAUCUCCACCAAAGAGGGCCAGACAUGACUCAGGUUCUCCACCAAGGAGGGCACGACAUGACUCUGGAUCCCCACCACUGAGGUUGAGACAGAAUUCUUGCUCUCCCUCACGGAGAAGAAGACGCGAUUCUGGAUCACCCCCAAGGAUUCGAAAUGUCUCUGAAUCCCCACGAGUAAGAAAAGCAGAUCAGAAUUCUGAUGAAUCGCCUCAGUCUGGUGAUAUGAAGAUGUCAUCAGUAAAAAGAUUGAGACAUGAUUCAGAUUCAUUUCCAUUAGCAAAUGUGGAAACUAAACAAAAUGCUCUUAAUUCUGAAUUAUCACCAAGAAGAAAAAGACAUGAUUCUGAUUAUUCACCUGAAAGAAAAAAACCUGAUGCAGAUGCCUCACCUCAGAGAAGAAAAUAUGAUUCAGAUGCCUCACCUCAAAGAAAAAAACAUGAUUCAAACACUUCUUUUCAAAGAAAAACACACGAUUCAGGCAUUUCAGCUCCUGAAAGAAAACGGCAUGAUUUAGACACAUCGCCUUCUAGAAGACGGCAUGACUUGAACCCUCCAGGCCCUGGAAGUAAAAGACAGAAUUUGGGCAUUUCUCCUCAAAGAAUGCAAAAUGAUUCAGAUACAUCACCUUCAAGGAUGAAAAGGAAUGAAUCACAUACUUCACCACAAAGAAAAAAGAGACAAGAUUCAGGCACUUCACCUCAGAGAAAAUUAAGAGAGGAUCCAAGCCUCUCGCCCUCAAGAAGAAGCAAUUCAAGUACUUCACCCUCAAGAAAAGGUAAAGAUCUUCAUGCAUUAUCUUUUAGGAGGAAAACCAAUGAUUCAGAUAUCUCUUCUCAUGGAAGGGAGGAAAUUGAUUCAGAUUCAUCACACAGGAAAAAGAGUGAUUCUGACACCUCACCACCACGAAGAAAAAGGAAUGACUCUGAUUCUUUGUCUCCUAGAAGAAAAAAACUUGAUUCUGAUUCACCUCCUCCCAGAAGACGGAAUAAUUCUGAUUCUUCUCCUCUUAGGAAAAAAAGAGCUGAAUCUCAUCCAACACCACCAGUGAGAAUAAGGAAUGAUUCUGAUUCUUCACCUCCAAGAAAGAAAAAAGAUGAUUCUCAGGCCUCUCCUCCAAGGAGAAAGAGGAAUGAUUCUGAUUGCUCCCCUCCUAGAAGGAAAAGAAGUGACUCUGAUGCUUCACCUCCCCGAAGAAAACGAAAUGAUUCUGACUCCUCGCCACCCAGGAGAAAAAGAAAUGAUUCUGAUUCCUCUCCACCUAGGAAAAAAAUGGAUGAUUCACAUAACCAUUCCCAGAGAGACCGUAGGCAACAUCCAGAACGCAAAAUGACCACUCAAGAAUAUCUCGUAGCAAGAAAGAGAGGAGAGUUGAAGAAAGACACUCCAGAAGAUAUUGCCAGAAAGGAAAGGGAGGCGGUGUUGCAGCGUCAGGCUGAAGAAAAGCAUCAGCAGUGGAAACAUGGAGUAAAGCAAGUGCAAGAGUACCAACAAAAAGUAGCUGAUGAAACACAUGAAAUGGGUAAAGCCUUUGCAAGAACAGCAGAUGAUGCAGACAUGAAUGAUCGAUUAAAAGUUGUAGCUAGAAAAGAAGACCCGAUGUUAGAGUACAUUUUGCAGAAGGAUGUGAAAUCAAGUAAGCAGCCUGUGAAACCAACAUACAAGGGUUCAUUUCCUCCAAAUAGACUAAAUGUUCGACCUGGGUACAGGUGGGAUGGGGUAGACAGAUCAAAUGGCUUUGAGAAACAGUGGUUUGAACGUAAGAACAGUAGGAAGGCUCAAGAUGAAGAAGCAUAUAAAUGGAGUGUAUCUGAUAUGUAGACCUCUAAUGCAAGUACAAAAUCAUUACUAGUGGGAUGUUUUAUCAGUAUGGUAGAAUUGUUUCAUGUAAGAUUAAAAAAAAAAUUGUUACAAAUAACUAUAGUUGGUAAAGUACUUUUUUAUUGUUUUCAUUUAGAGUGAAAAACCAAAUACCGUACCUGUCCAUUGUUAUUAUUUUUCAUGAGUUGCUAAUCAAGGGGUUUGAUUAGAUGAAGACUUUUAUAUUUUCUCCUAUUUGAAAAUAAUUACAUGUAUACCCUUACCAGAGUACACACCAGUUUUGUCCCAAGCAUUUUAAAUUAAUGCCUCUUCAUAUUCAGUGUUCAGCUUGUCUGGCUGCUUCACUACUACAGUAUUGUCAAAUUAGGGAUUGUUUUUUGUUUUAAGGCUUUUGUUAUUUUUUCCAGUAUGUGGGUAACUUUUGUUUAGCUAAUAGAAAUGUGAUUUCUGAAAAUUAUUGAAAAUCUUACAGAUGCAGCUUUGUGAGCCUUACUGAUCACUCACUGACAUCUCUUUCCAAGCAAAAUUUAUUAGUCAUUCUCUCUAAUUAAAUAAUACUGCACAUCAGAUACAUUUAUUAAAAUAUCCAUAUCCAUUAACAGUGGACCCCCGCAUAACGAUUACCUCCGAAUGCGACCAAUUAUGUAAGUGUAUUUAUGUAAGUGCGUUUGUACGUGUAUGUUUGGGGGUCUGAAAUGGACUAAUCUACUUCACAAUAUUCCUUAUGGGAACAAAUUCAGUCAGUACUGGCACCUGAACAUACUUCUGGAGUGAAAAAAUAUCGUUAACCGGGGGUCCACUGUAUUUCAAGUACAUUUAUUAAUUUAAUUAUUUUAAAUCAGUUUAUGUAUUUUAUCUAAGAAAAUUAUUUGCUUUAAUUGUAAAUAUUUAUUUGUAUUGUUUAUAUGGCAUACAUUUCUUUUGAAGGAAAUGCUAACAGUAUUUCCCUGAAUAAUUGCUUAACUGUCUGGUUGUUAAAAAAUAGAGAUCCUGUAUGACAGGUGAACCAAGCACCUGUAUUACAGAUGGUUGACAUUAGCAUACUAUGUAAUUAUCCCACUGUCUAAGGGUGCACAUGUCAAAACAGUUGAAACACCCAGCAGAUGCAUUUCCCUAACUAUCUUUGUACUGAAUUACACUGCCUGUACUUUGUUAGUGGGAAUAAAAUGUGGUGGCAUAUA
Molecule: messenger RNA, 5208 nt
Organism: Cherax quadricarinatus
Lineage: Eukaryota; Metazoa; Arthropoda; Malacostraca; Decapoda; Parastacidae
Product: BUD13 homolog
Biological process (GO): mRNA splicing, via spliceosome
Cellular component (GO): RES complex; U2-type spliceosomal complex
Molecular function (GO): GTP binding; RNA binding
Source: RefSeq, a predicted model, not a curated record